Molecule: messenger RNA, 1662 nt
Organism: Plasmodium berghei ANKA
Lineage: Eukaryota; Apicomplexa; Aconoidasida; Haemosporida; Plasmodiidae
Product: conserved protein, unknown function
Exons: 2
Coding region: 1-1662 (553 amino acids)
Cellular component (GO): nucleus
Molecular function (GO): transcription coregulator activity; RNA polymerase binding
Source: RefSeq, a predicted model, not a curated record
AUGGAAACGGAAGUCAAUAUAAGUAGUAAUGAUGUAAAAAUAAAAGAAGAAGAAGAAAAAAAAAAAAAAGUAAAGAAUGAUAAGAAUGCAAUAAGUAAUGAUGGAUAUAAAAAAAUACCAAAGGAUGUCCAAGAAUAUAUUGUAGGAAUACCAGAAAGUUGGGAAUAUGUAGAAAAGAGCAAAGGAUGGUUUAUUAUAGAAACUAGUAAAAAUUAUAAAUUUUAUUUUAAUAAAAGAACUCAAGAAAAAACGUGGAAAUGCCCUAAAGAGAUAUCAGAAUUAAUAAACGAAGAAAAUAUAAAUAAUGAUGUGGAAAAUAGUAAUAAUUAUGAACAAGAAGAAAAUAGUGGGUAUAUAAAUGAAAUGCCAGAAGGUAACGUAAAUAAAAGUAAAGAAGAUGAAAAAAUGGAAAAAAUAAUAAAAGAAUAUAAAUCCUUAUUAAUUGAAAAACAAAUAAAUGAAUUUAGUAAAUAUGAAAAUGUUUUAGGAAAUAUAUUAUAUGACAAUAGAUUUUUAAAAGUACCUAAAGAUUUGAGAAAAGAUUAUUUUUAUAAAUUAAUAAAAGAAAUAAAAGAAGACAAAAAUAAUGAACUCAAAAUAUUAAUUGAAAGCUUUCAAAAGUUGUUAAAAAAAUUCGAAAAUAAAUUAGAAAGUAUAUAUAAUCAUAAAGAUGAUAUAAUAAAUUUGUUGAAGGGGAAAAAAGAAUAUGAAGGAAAUCAUACUAAGAAAUGGAAAAAUAUAAGAAGUAAAUUAUUAGAUAAUUAUUUAGACAAAUUAAUAAAAGAAAAAGAAGCAAAAUUAGAACAAGAACUUGAACAAGAUUUAUGGGAUUUUUUGAAAACCGAAAGUACAGGUGUAUGGUUUAAAAUUAAAAAUACUUUAAUGAAAAAUAAAAAAUAUGAAUUAAUUUCUUAUGAAAAAAAAAAUAAAUUUUUUGAUGUAAUUAGUAAAAAAAUAUUAGAAUCUCGAAAACAUAAUAAAAGCCAAAUAAAUAAAAAACAUAAUAGUAGCCAAUUUGAAAGACAUGAUAAAAAUGAAAAAAAUUUGUUCACUGUUUUUUUACAUGAACGAUUAAAAUAUCCAGAUAUUGAAAAAAGUUUAGAAUAUUUUUCUAAAUAUAAAAAUUUGGAAAAUAAAAAAUUUGAUGAACUUGGAUUAAUUCCAGAUGAUAUAUUAAAUAACAAAAAUUAUAAACAAAUAUUUUUACCCGAUAAAGAUAAAUAUAUGAUAUAUAAAGAUUUUAUAAAUAAUUAUAUAAAUUUAAAAAGAGAGCAUUUUAAUAAAUUAAUUUCAGAACUUUCGAUAAAUUUAAUAAAUAAAUCUUUAGAACAGAUAAUACAAAUUGUAGAUGAAAAUAAUAAAAUUUUUAAAGCUAUAAAAUCAAAACAUUUAGAACAAAUUUAUGUAAAUUGGAAAGAAAAAAAUAUAUAUGAAGCAAAAAAAAUAUUCAAAAACUUUAUCAUAAAAUCAAAUUAUAUUAAACAUGAUUCUGAUCAGUCUGAUAAAUAUACUAAGUUGCUUAUAAACCUUUCAGAGGAUGUUAGCUAUCGUCGAUUGGAUUGCGUAGCCGAUGAAAGGGAUCAAAUUAUAAAAGAUAGAAUAAAAGAAAUGAAAAAAGAACAUGAAAAAAAUAAAAAUAUAGCUGAGAAAUUAAGUUUCUAA